AUGUGUUAAAUACGGCUUGGAAGGCCCAAGCCGAUGCCACCGAUGCUUGUGCGGAAAGCGAAAGAACGGGGCGGUCGGGUAUCACAGAGUCAAAUGCUCGGAAGUUGGUAUGCGGGCGGUGAUGACGAAGCAUAGUAAGGAGGAGAAGACACAAACAGGGAAUGUAUCCCGUCGACGGUGAAGGAGAAGGCAAUGGUGAAGAUGAUGAAACACCGACAAGUUGGGUGUCUUGUUCUCAGUCCGCUGACUAUGGUGCCAUUUCCUCCAGAAGUCCCGAAGUUAUUCUUGGAUUAACUCCACUAAACCUGAUGCCUGACAGGAUCGCAUGUGCUGGACAGAAGAGUUUUCCAGUUGCAUGCCCAGUGCACAUCCGAAGUUAUCAUAUGGGGAAGAUCUGCCCCUUUGGACGAUGCUGGAACCGAUUUGCGGGCUCUCUUGACUCUGGCUGACCCUGGCUCCAUUCUAGUUGCUCUCUGAUGACCGAAAGAGAGGUUUAACGUUAAGACAGGUUUGGACUUUUGUUCACUAGU
This is a messenger RNA of Tilletiaria anomala UBC 951, 530 nucleotides long. RefSeq lists its product as uncharacterized. Lineage: Eukaryota; Fungi; Basidiomycota; Exobasidiomycetes; Georgefischeriales; Tilletiariaceae. The record is from RefSeq and is a predicted model, not a curated record. The transcript has a single exon. Bases 162 to 449 code for a protein of 95 amino acids.